GAAAGUAGCCAGCAACCCCUCCCCAUUCCCAAACGCCCUCAAUUGGACCCUUCUUCAGCGCCCCUUGGAAGAGAUGGGUGCCCCCAUCGGCACAUUGUCCUUUGGCCACUGGACAUCAUGCCUCCCAAGAAGGAUGUUCCAGUGAAGAAACCAGCAGGGCCCCUCAUCUCCAAACCUGCUGCCAAGCCAGCAACAGGGGCCCCUCCAGUCAAGACUAAGGCUGAGCCAGCUGUUCCCCAAGGCCCUCAGAAAACCCAGGAGCCCCCUAUCGAUCUCUCCAAAGUUGUGAUCAAGUUUAACAAGGAUCAGCUGGAGGAGUUCAAAGAAGCAUUUGAGCUGUUUGAUCGAGUAGGAGAUGGUAAGAUCCUGUACAGCCAGUGUGGGGAUGUGAUGAGGGCCCUGGGCCAGAACCCCACCAACGCCGAGGUGCUCAAGGUCCUAGGGAACCCCAAAAGUGAUGAGCUGAAGUCCCGGCAUGUGGACUUUGAGACUUUCCUGCCCAUGCUCCAGGCAGUGGCCAGGAAUCGGGACGAAGGCACAUAUCAAGACUACUUGGAGGGGCUUCGUGUGUUUGACAAGGAGGGGAAUGGCAAAGUCAUGGGAGCAGAGCUCAGACACGUCCUCACGUGGACGUGAGGGGGAGAGGAUGACUGAGGAAGAGGUGGAGACUGUUCUGGCAGGACAUGAGGACACAAUGGUUGCAUCAACUAUGAGGCCUUCCUGAAACACAUCCUAAGCGUCUGAGCUCUGCGGGUGGGUGGCUCUCCCACCCCUCCUGUCUCCAGAGACCCAGCGGGUCCCUGCAAGCGGAAGCACGUUCCAGCCACCAGGAGGCCACCUAUUGUUUCAAAAUAAAGAUGCAGUUUCUCCCUUG
Molecule: messenger RNA, 874 nt
Organism: Nycticebus coucang (slow loris)
Lineage: Eukaryota; Metazoa; Chordata; Mammalia; Primates; Lorisidae
Product: myosin light chain 6B-like
Exons: 1
Coding region: 118-636 (172 amino acids)
Cellular component (GO): myosin II complex
Molecular function (GO): calcium ion binding; structural constituent of muscle
Source: RefSeq, a predicted model, not a curated record